Batrachochytrium dendrobatidis JAM81 is the source of this 420-nucleotide messenger RNA. RefSeq lists its product as uncharacterized. The transcript is spliced from 2 exons. The record is from RefSeq and is a predicted model, not a curated record. Lineage: Eukaryota; Fungi; Chytridiomycota; Chytridiomycetes; Rhizophydiales. Bases 1 to 420 code for a protein of 139 amino acids.
AUGGCUACCAAAAACACUGCUAUCAAUCCAUAUUCUAAUCUUCACAACUGUGCAUAUAUUUCCCAAAGAAAUUCUCACUCUAGCAAAGCCAAGCCAAAUGGCAAACACUUGCAGUCCACCACUACGGCCAUUUCAAAACGUCAGACUUUAUCUGGUGUUCACAAAAAAACCAAUGCUUCACUUUCCAGUGGAUCUCGCAAAGCAGUAAAUAGCAAACUCACCGAAACCAUCGAUGCCUCGUUGGACGACCUACGUGUAGUCUACAACUCAACAAUCCAGAAACAAACAAAACUGGCCGAACGAAUGGAGCGAAUGGAUGAAAAGCGACGAGUAGAAGAACGAAAGCAGGUCGAAAAGGAAAAGUCCAUGCAAACGGAUGUCGACUUGAAUGCUGCUUUAGAUAUGUUGUCAGGCUUGUAA